AUGGUCGCAAUCGAAGCUAUACGGAAAACGAACGCUGACAAUUUCACAAACCGCCCAUUCGUCGCUGUCUUCGUAGGCGGCACGCAGGGUAUUGGCAGAUAUGCAGUCGAAGCGUUCGCAGGCCUCUACUCCACGCAGCCAGAAACCUCCCUGCGAGUCUACGUCGUAGGCCGACGAAAAUCCUCCGCAGACGAAGUCCUCAACUCCUGCCGUGCGCGCUGUCCUCAUGGUGAAUUCACUUUCGUCCAAGCGGCGAAUCUCGCCUUGAUCGAAGACGUCGAUGCCGUAACGACCACAAUUUCUCAACUCGAAAACGAGAAACCUCACCCACGCAUCGACCUCCUCGUCCAAACCCAAGCACAAAUCCUCUUCGGAGCCCGCAAGGAAACCAAAGAGGGAUUAGAUCAACUGCUGUCCCUGGUCUACUACUCGCGGAUCCGAUUCAUCGCACGCCUCCUGCCACUUCUCGAGGCAUCCACGCACGGCGCUCGGGUGAUCUCCAUCGACGCAGCGGGCAUGGAGGCGAAUCUCUUCCGCGAGGACCUUUCGCUGCGGGCUCCAAGCCAUUAUAGCUACCGUAACGUCAAGUCUCAUGGCGCGUAUAUGACGACGAUGGCGUUUGAGCAUCUUGCCUCGCAGCAUGAGAGUGUAGCGUUCGUGUACAUGUCCCCUGGGAUGGUGUUUGGGCCUUCGUAUCGAGAUCCUACGCUGCCAUGGUGGUUUAAGAUGUGCUUGGGCGUUUUGGAGCUGCUGUUGCGUUGGUGGGUGGCGAUACCGCCGGAAGAAUCUGGGCAGAGGACGUUGUUUCUUGCAGGUCGUGCGUUUCCGCCGGCUGGAUCGAAGAAUAAUUCUGUCCAGCGGGCCAAAGGGACGGAUGGGGCUACGGGAAGUGGUUGCUACGCUGUUGGGUCGAGUUGCGAUGUUGUGGAGGAGAAGAAACAUGGAGCUCUUUAUCCAAAACUCAGGAACGAGGGGUUUCAGCAGGAGGUCUGGGCCCAUACGAUGAAGGCGUUCGAGGACAUCGAGGUCGGCCAGAGGUUCAUAGGUUGA
This is a messenger RNA of Zasmidium cellare ATCC 36951, 1050 nucleotides long. RefSeq lists its product as uncharacterized. The transcript has a single exon. Gene Ontology annotation, biological process: secondary metabolic process. The record is from RefSeq and is a predicted model, not a curated record. NCBI's taxonomy places the organism in Eukaryota, Fungi, Ascomycota, Dothideomycetes, Mycosphaerellales, Mycosphaerellaceae. The coding region runs from base 1 to 1050 and encodes 349 amino acids.